This is a messenger RNA of Acanthopagrus latus (yellowfin seabream), 4504 nucleotides long. RefSeq names its product G protein-coupled receptor 171 (gene gpr171). The record is from RefSeq and is a predicted model, not a curated record. The transcript has 4 exons. Gene Ontology annotation, cellular component: membrane. Bases 1490 to 2797 code for a protein of 435 amino acids. Gene Ontology annotation, biological process: G protein-coupled receptor signaling pathway. Gene Ontology annotation, molecular function: G protein-coupled purinergic nucleotide receptor activity. Lineage: Eukaryota; Metazoa; Chordata; Actinopteri; Spariformes; Sparidae.
UAUUAUUAAGUUAUUAAUUGUUUUAAUUAGUGUACUUAAGGAGGCUCAGGUACAGACGCCGUGUCCUCAGUCACGGUCGGAGGAAACCGUGUCACCACAGAGCUAAACCAACCUGUAGCUCAUAGCACGCUAUGCUAACGACCUGCAGACACUCUCACCACUUCCUCACUUCAUACUUUAGUUCCUCACAAACUGAAUUCUGCACAACUGUCAACCAAAAGUCAUUUAUUUCAACGUGAACCAUCCCUGAUGAUGAUGAUGAUGAUGAUGUCAUCAGGAUGUCUCAUCCCACUUCCUACUUCACUACAUUAAUCUGACACCUUUACUUUAUAACUUAAGACCUUAAAUCACAAAACAUCUAAACAGUUUAUAGAAUAUGAUGUUGAACCACUAAAGAUUUGAUUCCACGUCUGCAGGAGUGAAGCUGCUGUCGUAAUAUCAGACUGUAACUUGUAACAGAUUACUUUCCGUGUGGUAUCAGUACUUUUACUUCAGCUCUCAGGUUGUGUUCACAGUCAAACCAUCCUCACGUUAUGUGACUCACGUUGAACAGAAGCAGUGUGUUGGAGGCAAAUGAGGGAAAGUUUCCUGACUGAUGACUUCCUGCUGUGUCUCUGUGACCACAGCUUGUAUUACAUCCUGACUGCGGCUUCUCUCAGGAACACCUGCGAACGUCUGACGCCUCCAGCUCGACGGCGAGCUGCAGGAAACAUUCAGUGUUCGGAUGAGUUAGCUGCUACUGUUAUCUGCCGUUAUCAUGUGGAACAACGUUAGAGGAUGUUUAUGAUUUAUGAUUGUUUCUGCUGCUGUUCGUCUCAUCAGAACAGAAUAGAAGACAUGUAGAGGGAUGAACACAGUCAGGUCAGGUUCUGCUCUGGUUCUGGUCCAGCUCACGCUCACCUUCUCUGCUGAUGAACAUUUAUCUGACGUGUCACAGGAAGAAAUGUUCACAGCGUUUCCUGGAGGUACCGACAGGUGACCAAAUGAAACGCACCGGUAAAUUAAAUGCAGUGAAGCAGAAUUAAAUAAAUAAUAAUCAUGUUCACCAGUGGUGGAAAGAACUGAGUGCUACUUAAAUACAGUCAUCUUUAUACUUAGUUCGUGAGCUGUAGGUAAGCUGUGACUCCAUCUCCCAUGAUGCUUUGUUACUGAAUGUCUUUAUUGUGGCAGCAGAAUGAGCCCAGAUUAUUUUCUGUUUUCUUCUUGUAUCCACAGUUUGAAGUGGGACCAUUUUAACCUCUUGACUCCUGGUGUGUUACGUCUUUUCAGAAGUACAAAUACUUUGUUACUGUACAUUUGUACACAAAAAUAACACCCCUCCAAUCUGUUGACGCCUCUGAUAAUCAGAAAAGGGUUUAAAAGUGUUUCACUAUGAUGUUGAAUUUUGUUGCUUGGAGCUCAAAAACACCCGUAGAAAACUUUAUUGAACGUUCAGCAGUGAAACACUGAAGUUGCGGUUUGACUGCAGCCUGGAAACACGUUGAUUGAAAUGUUGCAGGACUCUGAUUGGUGCUCAAACAUGUGUGACAACAAUGAUUUUCAGGUUUCUGAAGGCGUUGACAGGGAAAGUUUCCUCUCCACAGGCUGCUGCUCUUCCUGUUUCCAGCCAGACGACCAGACCGCAAUCACAGCAGCUGAUAAGAGUCAGGCUUCCUCCAAACACGCGGUAGUGAGCACGACUUCACACCUUCAGCUCGUUUUAUGUUUCCUGAUCUGUUUUCUUUCAUCACCAGGUGAAGCAGCGACGCUCCUGAUGACGUCUCCUUCCUCCAACUUCAGCUCUGUUGGAGCUGAGCAGUGCAUCGUCAACAACCAGAUGGAACCGUUCACCGUCCUCUACAUCCUCAUCUUCAUCAUCGGGCUGCCUGGAAGCCUGCUGUCUGUGUGGACCUUCAUCCGCAGCCCCAGAGUGAAGCUCCAUCAGAGCAGCAGUGUGUACCUGCUCAACCUGCUGGCGGCCGACCUGCUGCUGCUGCUCGCUCUGCCCUUCAAGAUCCUGAAGGACAUCGGCGCGGCGCCCUGGAGCCUCAUGGUGUUCCACUGCCAGGCCAGCGCCGUCACCAUCUACAUCAGCCUCUACGCAUCCAUCGCCUUCCUCGCCUUCAUCAUCACAGACCGCUACCUGCAGGACUGCCACAUUCUGCGCUCUCUGCAGCUGCAGGAUGUCGGCUUCGCCCGGCUGCUGUCGGUGGUCAUCUGGCUGCUGCUGCUGCUCAUCAUGGUGCCCAACAUGGUUCUACCCAUACAGGAAGUACAGGAGCGGCAGCACCUCAGCUGUUCGUCUCUGAAGAAGGGCAUCAGCCUCCACUGGCACGCCCUCACCGUGUUCCUCAACACCGCUCUGUUCCUCAACGCCUCCGCCGCCGUGCUCAUCUCCAGCGGCCUCGCUCUCAAGAGACUCCUGAGGAGUCGCAACAACCCCAAACUGCAGAUGGACGCCAGGCGGGCGGUGAGGAGCGUGACGGCUGUGGCGUUGGCCUACAUCCUGAGCUUUGUGCCGUACCAUGUGGUCCGGACGCCGUACACGUUGGCUCAGACUAAAGUCAUCACAGACUGCGAGACGAAGAGGCAGCUGUUUCUGGGGAAGGAGUCGACGCUGCUGCUGAGCGUGCUGCACCUCUGCUUCGACCCACUGCUCUUCUUCUACCUGUACUCACCUUUCAGAUGGACGCUCCGCAGCAUGAUGCCCUGCAGCAGAGAGCCGGCGGGCGGCGUGUCAGAUGAGCCGGCUGCACAGGAAAAGAUGCAACCGACGACGUGUGAGAAUGAAGUCGGACCACAGAUGUCCUGUCUGUGAAGAACAGAUCAGGAAGAAAUGUUACAUCACUGCUGAGGUCUGACAUGUAGCCUAGCUUAGCACAAAGACUGGAAACAUAUGGAAACUGCUAGCCUGAAAGAUGCCUUUCAGCAGCUCCGGAUGUGAACAAUAAACAGUUUUAAUCCACAUUUUAAAAUGACUGAACUGAACAAAUAAACGCACCUAUUCAAUGUCAAGAUUCCUGAGAAGAAAUCUGAAAUAAUCAAAUAUAACUUUCACCAUUAAUUCACUGUUUAUUCAUCAUGUUAAUUAUAUAACAGCAUGUUUCAUGAUCUGGAGAGGAUGGAUCAUGUUUUAUAUGUAGAUAGAUAAAGAUGAACAGUCUUCCACUCACAAAAUAUAAGUAGUACAAGAAUAUAAUGACUAACAAGAAUAAUAUGAGCAGUAAAUACAGUGUGCAGUAUGUUAAUAUGCAGUAACAGUACAGAUAUACAGUAUAAAUAUACGCUGACAAAAUAUUAUGAUCAGUUCAGAAACACAUAUAAUGUUGUUAAAAAAAAAACAAAAAACAGUAAAAAGAGUUCAGUGUUGUUGUGUGUUUGAACCAGCAGGUGGCAGCAGAGAUUUGGACUGGAAGUUACAGAGUGCUGCUGUGAGUUCUGUUCUGGAGAACGACCCGGUAAUAAAGAAGGCAGACUAACAGUUCCCUUCACUAAAGGCCAAUCAGAUAUAGCUGACAUCGUCAGAUGAAGAUGAUCAAUGAGACAGUUUCAUUAAAACUGUUGGACUGUUCCUUUAAUCUAAUCUUUCCAUCCAGCUGUGGACGCCGCCUGACCUUCAUGAAAGCAUGCAAAACAUCCCAUAAUAACCUCUGCGAUAUAAUGAAGUCUCACUGCGGUCGAAUAAAACUAACUCCGGGUUUAUCUGCGAGAUCUUUUCUGCGUUUCUGGUCCGAGUCCUGCUGCAGGAACACAAACGGAUCAGAGAAUGUUCUGUAGAACCGCUUUAUUAGAUUAAACUGAACACAACAACAGCAUACAAACACAGAACACACACACAGAAACACACAGGAACCAGGAAACACAACAAUACACUGUAGAUGAUCGUCAGCGUGUCAGAAUGAACAGCAGCUAACAUCAGCUAACGGUCAGAAACUGAGCUGAGACCAGCUCGUUAGCUUUGUCACGCUAAAAGAUGACUUCUUUCUUUGUGUGCUGGUUUAAAGAGGAGACUCUCGGUCCGUCUCACGCUGCUCCCGGCCAGAAUAUUCAAAAAAUGUUCUGUGGGGAGUCGGAGACGGAUGAGGAGAACAGCUGGACGGAGCUUCGGUCACAAUUAGCCAAAAACUGAGCUGAACUCAUGGAGAUGCUGAUCGUUAGCAGUCACACAAACAUCAGAACCAUCAGUCACAUUCAGACAUUUUCACUGGAACUUCAUUCGUAAGAUAAUUUAGGACCGUCGGCUCUCAGGACCGUCAGUGUUCAGCAGCAGCUGCCACUUUAGGGAAGGUCAGCGCCUGAAACACAGCUCAGAGUCUCAGCUGGUCUCAGUGUUGAAGAGGAGAAUCUUUAAAUAUCAGGCAGGAGAUUCUUCGUCCAUACGUCAACGUUAGCAACAUGACUCAUGUCCUCACAGUCUGUGUUCACAGGAAACAGACUCUGGUGACAGUAGAAGUUCUGAUCCAGCUUGUUUCCUCCAGCACAGUAACAGAGUUCAGGCUCUGACAUGGACUCAGAGUAUCAGAGU